Molecule: messenger RNA, 342 nt
Organism: Phytophthora infestans T30-4
Lineage: Eukaryota; Oomycota; Peronosporomycetes; Peronosporales; Peronosporaceae
Exons: 2
Coding region: 1-342 (113 amino acids)
Source: RefSeq, a predicted model, not a curated record
AUGCACGAAUGGCACCUCCGGUACCAGCACCUGUUCGACGACGACGACAGCGACGAUGACAAGGAGGGACUCUGUCUCCAAAAACCUGCUUGGUACACGCCUGAAGAUAUUCGCUCGAGCCUUUUCUGUUGUCUUAGGCACGCGUUUGCUAGUGACGGAAGCGAACUCGUGAUUUUUGCAGCAGCUCAGUACCAUGGAUGCAACAUCGAGCUUAAAACACUCAACUACAAUUGCAAGGUCGUGUCGACGUUCACGUACUCCGUAGACGACGCUUCUAGAACGAUUUCCAUAGCUAGAAUUGGGCUGUACUGCUGCCUGCAAGUGGAAGGAAUGCACAUCUAA